Molecule: messenger RNA, 2288 nt
Organism: Echinops telfairi (small Madagascar hedgehog)
Lineage: Eukaryota; Metazoa; Chordata; Mammalia; Afrosoricida; Tenrecidae
Gene: UBQLN3
Product: ubiquilin 3
Exons: 2
Coding region: 103-2067 (654 amino acids)
Biological process (GO): ubiquitin-dependent protein catabolic process
Cellular component (GO): cytosol
Molecular function (GO): polyubiquitin modification-dependent protein binding
Source: RefSeq, a predicted model, not a curated record
CUGGGCAGCAAGAUGAGGGUGGUUUGGAGCCCUGCAUAAAAGGAGGACGGGGUCACAGCUGAUUGCUGUGUCCCUACAGACCUGGCUCUUCUGGUGCCCACCAUGGCCAAAAGCGGAGAAGCUCUGCCACAGGGCAACCCAGCACCAGUCCAGGACCCUCGCCUCAUCAAGGUGACCGUGAAGACACCCAAGGAUAAAGAGGACUUCUCAGUCACAGACACAUGCACCAUCCAGCAGCUGAAGGAAGAGAUCUCUCAGCGCUUUAAAGCCCACCCCGAUCAACUGGUUCUAAUCUUUGCCGGCAAGAUCCUCAAGGACCCUGACUCACUGGUACAAUGUGGCGUGCGGGAUGGGCUCACUGUGCACCUGGUGAUCAAGAUGCAGCGGCGUACCAGGGGCACCGAGUGCCCAGCCGCUUCUCUCCCUUCCCCAGCCGGAAGCCCCGGAUCGCUCCCCCAGCCGGCCUCCAUUUUCCCAUCAGAUGGGUCUCCGGCAUUCAGCUUAGGUGUCCUCACCGGCCUCAAUGGACUGGGCCUGACUUCCGGGAGCUUUCCUGACCAGCCAAAUUCACUGAUGUGGCAGCAUGUAUCCAUGCCUGACUUUGUAGCUCAGAUCAUCGACGACCCCUUUAUCCAAGGUCUGCUGUCCAAUACAGGCCUGGUAAGACAGCUGGUUCUCGACAACCCUCACAUGCAACAGUUGAUCCAACACAACCCUGAGAUUGGGCAUAUUCUCAACAACCCCGAAAUCAUGCGGCAGACGCUAGAGUUCCUGCGCAACCCCGCUAUGAUGCAGGAGAUGAUGCGCAGCCAGGACCGGGCGCUCAGCAACCUCGAGAGCAUCCCUGGGGGCUAUAAUGUACUUCGUACCAUGUACACCGAUAUUAUGGAUCCGAUGCUCAAUGCAGUCCAGGAGCAGUUCGGGGGAAAUCCCUUUGUUACUACCUCCUCUUCUGACACUACCAUCAGCAGCCAACCAUCAAGGACUGAGAAUUGUGACCCUCUCCCCAAUCCCUGGGCUCCCACGCAUGCAGGCUCAGAAAGCAGAACAGGAAGACAACCUGGAGAACAGGAUGCGUCUGAAGUUAGAAACGGGGUCUUACAUUUUCUGAGUAACACAGGGAUUUAUGACUACCUCCAGCAAUUACCCGAGACCCUACAGCCCCUUGGAACAUAUUUGCAAGGUCCAACAGCCUCCCUGAGCCCACGUCAGGAACCAUGCCCACAAGGAAACCGAGUCCCUCCAACUUCAUCUUCAUCCCAGGAAUCAGGGUCAGGCCAGUCUCUCUCCAAAGAGACAGUAGCCAUCAAAGAAAAUACUUGCCCAACUUUCCUGAGAUACCCCACAGAGAGCAGCACUGGGCAAAAUGGAGACCAAGACAGAGCAGGGAAGGACUCCACUGGGCACCAUACCAAUAUUCCUGAUCUUGUCUCAGGGUUGGGGGACUCUGCUAAAAGGGUCCCCUUAGUACCUUCACAUCUUUCCUCUGUGGCAGCUCCCUCUGGAGUCCCUGAGCCAGCCUGGCUGCCGUCACCAACUUCUCCAAGAUCUUUGAGGCUAACUGAUCUGAACCAGGGCCCUCAGGUACAGAAUGAGAUGCAUCAGCAGCCACCACUGAUGCUGCACCUUCAGGCCGCCAUGGCUAACCCUCGUGUCAUGAGCGCCCUCCUGCAGAUUGAGCAAGGUCUGCAGAUCCUGGCAACUGAAGCCCCCUGUCUCCUGCUCUGCUUCAUGCCUUGCCUAGCAGGGCUGAGGGCUGUGGCAGGAUGUAGAGAGCCUAGAGAGCAUACCAUUGUGCCUGAAGAGAGACUUUCAGCCCCAGUCCCUGACAUUCCCCAAGGACAGGGCUCUACUGAGCUGGGCUGCCACUCAACUCCCUCCUUCCUCCAGAUGCUACAAGGCUUAGCUGAUACCAAUCCCCAGUCGAUACAGCUUGAGACUCACUUCCAGGGGCAGCUGGAGCAACUGCGGGCCAUGGGCUUCCUCAAUUCUGAAGCCAAUCUCCAGGCCCUCAUCGCCACGGGGGGGAACUUGGAGGCUGCUGUGGAGAGGCUGAGGAAGUCGUAGGAACCCUUGUUGUUCAGACUACGUCAUUUCCUCUGUGCCUCCUCAGCCUAUAUAUCCCACUCCCUCAGCUCCCCCAUUCUUGAAUGCAGCUGCUCUAUGAACCAAAUUUACUAUGAUGCCCUUUACUGCAGAGACAAUGUAGUUCCAGAGUCAAUGUGGAAGAAUGAGAGCCAGAACCAGGGGGAGCGUGCUAUGUGUGACUCAGCCACUUCUGCCACCAC